GCGAGUAUUUUUUUUUGAUACUUUGAUAGAAAAAAUUACAGCUAUUGAUGUUACCAUUUAGUUGUGUAUUGUUUGUUAGUUUCAAUUAAGUGGCAUCACCACGCUGCAGCCGUCAUGUUUGGCAGCCGCAGCUUGGUUGAAAAGGCACAGCAUUUUAUGUAGAUUUUGUUUAAACGAAUUGCUCAAAUAUAAGUUCUGGCUAUUUUUGAGUAUGGCGGAAUAUUUAGCUUCGAUUUUUGGCACUGAAAAAGAUAAAGUAAAUUGUUCGUUUUAUUUUAAAAUCGGCGCUUGCAGGCAUGGCGAUCGAUGUUCACGAAUACACAAUAAACCAACAUUUUCACAAACCGUGUUGUUACAAAAUCUCUACGUCAAUCCACAAAAUUCCGCGAAAUCAGCAGAUGGUUCUCAUUUGGUGGCUAAUGUUUCCGAUGAAGAAAUGCAGGAGCACUAUGAUAAUUUUUUUGAAGAUGUUUUUGUUGAAUGUGAAGACAAAUAUGGUGAAAUUGAAGAAAUGAAUGUGUGCGACAAUUUAGGAGAUCAUCUUGUUGGUAAUGUAUACAUAAAAUUUCGUAAUGAGCAGGAUGCCGAGAAGGCAGCGAAUGAUUUAAAUAAUCGUUGGUUUGGUGGACGUCCUGUUUAUUCAGAACUAUCGCCAGUUACUGACUUCCGUGAAGCUUGUUGCCGCCAAUAUGAAAUGGGGGAAUGCACACGAUCAGGCUUUUGUAAUUUCAUGCAUUUGAAACCAAUUUCACGGGAGUUACGUCGAUAUUUAUACUCACGGCGCCGCCGUUCCCGGUCUCGUUCGCGAUCUCCUCGUCGUCGACGUUCGCGUUCACGUGAGCGCCGUCGUUCACGUAGCCGUGACCGCGACAAUCGAGAAGGUCGGGAUGGACGUGGCGCACGUGAACGUCGUGAUGGAUCGAGCGAACGAAAAGGACGCUACUAGGUACAAUUUUUUUGAAGGCAGUAGGAAAAUACUGCCUGCAACUGAAACUAAGCUAGCGUUUUGUCAGAUGAGUAGAAGUUGAAAUUGGAAAUGAUCCUUCUUCAACUUUGUUAACAUAAAUUAAAAAAAUUAUUUUCAUUGCAGCAUAUAUAUUUCACGAACACAUUUUAUAAAAAUAUAAAUUAAGCUAUAAUGACAGUUCAAAACCGUAAGAAAUUAUUAAGACAACAAAG
Teleopsis dalmanni is the source of this 1179-nucleotide messenger RNA. It is a transcript of the gene U2af38, whose product is annotated as splicing factor U2af 38 kDa subunit. The record is from RefSeq and is a predicted model, not a curated record. Gene Ontology annotation, cellular component: U2AF complex; spliceosomal complex. Gene Ontology annotation, molecular function: metal ion binding; pre-mRNA 3'-splice site binding. Gene Ontology annotation, biological process: mRNA splicing, via spliceosome. The transcript is spliced from 4 exons. Bases 212 to 946 code for a protein of 244 amino acids. NCBI's taxonomy places the organism in Eukaryota, Metazoa, Arthropoda, Insecta, Diptera, Diopsidae.